AUGUCUUCUGAGAAAGUCCCCACCCAUGAUGAUAGUGUAGUCGACCGCAAGAGUCCGUGUACGGAGCUGCUAUAUGCCACCAUCCCCAACCGGACUACGCGGUAUGAUGAGCAGAGUCCACCGCAUGAAUCCCCUCGCGGGUUCUCCCUCAAAGUUGCGGAACACCUUUUCACCAAUAUGGCAACCCCCGCAUACAGCGCUGGUGAAGAUUGGUCCUUCUUUGUGCACCCGGAAGGCAAAGGCUAUUGGAUAAAGCUCAUUCAGGGCGUCCCCGUCAUUUCGGAGCUCAAUAUGAAAGAGCUUUGCAACAAAGAAGCAGCUCAGAUGUGGGCGGCUUUCAUAUUGAAGCUAGCUGGCGAACGGGAUCUUAAGCUGAGCGUGUCUACCGAGCUGUGGAUGUCGUUCGAAGUCGACACAUGCGUCUGCGACUACUACUUCGCGGACCACAACAGCCGGGCGAUCUUUUGGCUUGAGACUGUCGAUACGGACGUCGUCGGACUGCCAAGCGCGUACUCGGAACGGCAUCUGGCUUUUGCGCUCGCUUCCAAUUACUGGAAGCACGUUGAGAUGUUCUGUAUGCACCUCGUCGAUAACGCGCCGGGGGAGAAGCACUUGAUAGAGCUCACCUUCAUCAUCGUCCAUGCACGGGCGGAUAUGGCCACUUCUGACUCCUCGACGUGGCCUUUCACUGCAGAGGUGACGGACGUGUACCUCGACCUUCUGAGGCGGUGCCGAGAACUCCCGUACCACCCAGUUAUGUACGCCUUCGUUGGGAGGCUGUGGGUCUUCGUCUCCGACUACAGGUUUACCAAUUUCCAUGGGGAGGAAGUUCCUCGUCUGGAUGUCACCAGCAGUGUCCUGGAGCAUACGGACGAAGAACCAUCCAUCCUGUUCCAGCUCAUGUCUGCGGUGCUACUCUUUGGACAACCUGAGGCUGUUCGGCGAGAGCUGAGUGUGCAGCUAGUGGAUGGACUAGUCGUGGACAGGGUUUGGACGGCAUUCAUAUCCGAUAAGAUUAAAGAAUGGAGGAAGCUCAUGCAGUGGACUCUUGUUCUUGUCCUAGCUAGCGCCGCAGCCACCGCAGUGUCUCCUAUUCCAAUCAUCACGUAUACCUCGCUCGCAGUGUCGUCUGUAUGCCUGUUGCUGUGCGCUCUUCUCCCGCAACGCCUGCAGGGCAUUGCAAAGGACAUCGACGGAACGUGUGAAUUCCUCGCUGGCCAGAAUGGCAGGAUGGUCCCACUCGCGAUCGUCUUCAGCCUCCCGCGUGCGGCCUUCAUCUGGUCAUUGAUCCUCCUCGCAGCCCAGGCAAUGAUAAUCCUGUUCACCUCCGUCCCACUUCCCGCCGGGAUUACGAUAUGCGUCGUGACUGGACUACUCGCGCUAUACCUCGCUUGGAUCAUGUAUCCGGUGCAACGCCUCGCCCUGUACCACAAGAUCACCGAGUUCAGGCUCCCUAGGCUCUGUUUCUGGCGUCGUACUACGCCCAAGAUUCCAGAUGUGGAGGCUGGCUUCUGCAACGAUCUUGUCCAACUUGAUUGA
Molecule: messenger RNA, 1539 nt
Organism: Peniophora sp. CBMAI 1063
Lineage: Eukaryota; Fungi; Basidiomycota; Agaricomycetes; Russulales; Peniophoraceae
Source: the annotation of a GenBank genome assembly